Messenger RNA from Pezoporus flaviventris, 2144 nucleotides. RefSeq names its product aldehyde dehydrogenase 3 family member A2 (gene ALDH3A2). The record is from RefSeq and is a predicted model, not a curated record. Lineage: Eukaryota; Metazoa; Chordata; Aves; Psittaciformes; Psittacidae. Gene Ontology annotation, molecular function: aldehyde dehydrogenase (NAD+) activity. Gene Ontology annotation, biological process: aldehyde metabolic process. Gene Ontology annotation, cellular component: cytoplasm. The transcript is spliced from 11 exons. Bases 43 to 1572 code for a protein of 509 amino acids.
GAGCUGGGUGUUGUUGCUCUCUCCUUGCAGCGCUGAGCAGCCAUGGAGAGGAUGCAGCAGGUCGUUGGGCGGGCGAGAGCUGCCUUCAACUCUGGCCGGAGCCGCGCGCUGGAGUUCAGGAUGCAGCAGCUGAAGGCCCUGAAGCGGAUGGUGCAGGAGAAAGAGAAGGACAUCCUGGCAGCCAUCAGGGCAGAUCUGCACAAGAGUGAGCCCAAUGCAUACUGCCAUGAGAUCCUGGGCCUGCUGGGAGAGCUGGCCCUCGUCAUGGACAAGCUGAAGUCCUGGGCAGCCCCUCAGCCUGUGAAGAAGAACCUGCUGACGAUGCGGGAUGAAGCCUACAUCUUCCCCGAGCCACUGGGGGUGGUGCUGAUCAUCGGGGCCUGGAACUACCCCUUUGCUCUGAUUAUCCAUCCUUUAAUCGGGGCCAUCGCAGCAGGUAAUGCCGUGGUGGUGAAGCCGUCGGAGAUCAGCGAGAACACAUCUCAGUUGCUGGCUGAUCUUCUCCCCCAGUACCUUGACCAGGAGCUGUACCCUGUGGUCACUGGGGGAGUUUCCGAGACAACAGAGCUACUGACCCAGAGAUUCGAUCACAUCCUCUACACUGGCAACUCCACAGUGGGCAAAAUUGUGAUGGCAGCGGCCGCCAAGUACCUGACACCCGUCACCCUGGAGCUGGGUGGGAAGAGCCCCUGCUACAUUGACACAGACUGUGACCUGGCUGUUGCCUGCAGGCGGAUAACAUGGGGGAAGUAUAUGAACUGUGGGCAAACCUGCAUCGCCCCAGACUACAUCCUCUGCAACCCAUCCAUCCAGAGCAGCGUGGUGGAGAACAUCAAGGCAGCUCUGCAGGAAUUCUAUGGGGAAGAUGUGAAGUCAUCUCCAGAUUAUGAAAGGGUCAUCAACAAGCGCCACUUCAGGAGGAUCCUGGGCCUGAUGGAAGGGCAGAAGAUUGCUCAUGGGGGAGAGGUUGAUGAGGCCUCCUGUUUCAUAGCACCAACUAUCCUGACUGAUGUUUCGCCGGAGUCAAAGGUGAUGGAGGAGGAGAUCUUUGGACCGGUCCUUCCCAUUGUGACUGUGAAUAAUGUAGAUGAAGCCAUUGAGUUCAUCAACCAUCGGGAGAAGCCGCUUGCCCUGUAUGUCUUCUCCAACAGCAAGAAGUUAAUCAAAAGAGUCAUCUCGGAAACCUCCAGUGGGGGUGUUACUGGAAACGAUGUCAUCAUGCAUUACCUACUCUCAACCUUACCCUUCGGUGGAGUUGGUAACAGCGGGAUGGGUGCCUACCACGGCAAACACAGCUUUGAGACCUUCUCCCACCACCGCUCCUGCUUGAUCAAGGACCUGAAGAUGGAGAGUACAAACAAACUCCGGUACCCACCUGGCAGCCAGAAGAAGGUGAACUGGGCCAAGUUCUUCCUCUUGAAGCAGUUUAACCGAGGUCGAAUAGGACUGGUUGUCUUGGUCCUGCUGGGGAUUGUGGCAGCGCUGGUGCUAAAGAAUCACCAGUCUGUGCUGAAGAGAAAAGCCCUCUUGAUUGUGCUGGCUGUUCAGAGGCUGGGCUGGCUCAGUGUGUGAUAAAGAGGAGCAGGUUUCAGAGCACUGCUGUGGCUGUCACAGUGAGAUGGUUUACUACUGAGGAGAAGGUGCCAUGUCCAAGUCAUACUCUUGAGUGCUCACUUUGUGUCUGUUUCCUUAAUCUGAGAAGUCCUUUUCUUUUCUGGUGGGUUAUUUCAGUGAGCUGUGGAGCACACAGAGUAGCCUUAGCAAGGCACUAACCAAGGGAAGGCUUGGACUCCUGUUUACUAAACAGCCAUGCUGCAGCAGACGGACCAGUGGGUGCAGGCUCUCAAAAGGAGGACUGCAGAACAAGAAAUACCAUUCCCUACUUCCACCCCUGCCAUGCAGAAUGCCUCUUCCAGGAAUAUGCACAACGUGUCUUGCACCAAACUGCUUACAUUGCCUCAGUGACAAACAGGAGCUUGAGUUUCAGCUGUGAGGGGGUUGAUGGUAUUUUCCCUGUGGGUUUUUGGGUUUGUCUGUCUACUGUUACGUUCUGAACAACCACCAGCUUGGUGAUGAGUCUGGGACAGGCUGUGCUAGCUGAUGCAUUUGACCAAUGGUUAUGAAUAAACCUGAGUUUCCCCUCA